Molecule: messenger RNA, 530 nt
Organism: Racocetra persica
Lineage: Eukaryota; Fungi; Glomeromycota; Glomeromycetes; Diversisporales; Gigasporaceae
Source: the annotation of a GenBank genome assembly
UAGGGGUCUAUCCUUCUCAAGAAAUUAAUGCUUUUGCUACUGUGGACGGAAUUGACUUAACCGAGGACGAAAAUACCAAAGCGACCGGUGAGCCAAAUUCAGUAUCUUUGCUAAAAUUCAAUCCUGAAAAGAAAAAAAGGGGUCUUUUGGAAUUAUUUCGUACUCACCCUCGUUUGGAAGAGAGAAUUGAGAGUGAAAAAGGGGAGCAAUAUUUAGAAAAAGAAUUUGCCAAGUUAGAAAAAAUUUUUAAAAAACCGCGUGAAUAUCAUUUUAAAGAGGCGUUAAUUAGGUAUAUUAAUAAUGAGUGGGGCAUUAGAGACGAGGCUAACGAAUAUAUUAAAAAGAGAUUCAAAGAUAGAAAAAAACCCCACGACUACCAUAUUACAGAAGCGUUAGUUCGUUAUAUUGAGGAUAUGGAGGAUAUUAGGGCGAUUGAAAAACAUAUUAAAGAUGAAAAAGAAGAUAAAGUUAAAUAUUAUACUAGCGAAGAAUUCCCGCUCGGAGAAAAUCCUCCACUCGCACUAAAAAAG